This is a messenger RNA of Parasteatoda tepidariorum (common house spider), 12044 nucleotides long. RefSeq names its product KICSTOR complex protein SZT2. The record is from RefSeq and is a predicted model, not a curated record. NCBI's taxonomy places the organism in Eukaryota, Metazoa, Arthropoda, Arachnida, Araneae, Theridiidae. Gene Ontology annotation, cellular component: peroxisome.
GAUGAAAUAAUUCAAACCUGCUCUCAGUCUGACCGGACAAUAACAAACAAAUAGUGAUAAGAAAAGUUCUACCAUAAUGACGAAAUGUAUUUUAUUAGUUUAUUCUAAAACUAGAACAUUUUUUAAAUAAUUUAUUCUUAUAGUUUUUAUUUCAAUCUAAAUUAUGACUUCCAACAAGUCAUUAAGACCUUCUACGGUUGAAGAGUCCUCGUUCAUCGCCAAAGAGGUCUAUGUUGUUAUGCAAAACAAUUACAGAAUUUCAAGAAACAUUAGAGCUCAAUGGUUUUUUAGGAAUUUGAACAAGACCCUAAAGUUUAAAUGGAAAACAAGUGAGGAAAAAUCCACAGAAGAAAUAGAAGUAAUUUCAGCUAUACCAAGGAAUGAAGAAACUUAUGAGAUUGAUAAAAACGAUGGCUACAUGAUUGUCAAAAUUACGCCGGAAACAGAGAUAAAGUUCCUGUCAACAAAAUACCGUUUUGCUUUUUGUUUGGAUCUUAGUGCUUCAGUUUCAACUGUCGACAUUCAGCAUGACUCCAUAUUUUUUGAAGAAGGAUUUUUAGCUUUAAAACAGAGUUUAACUUAUAUCAGUCAACCGUUUUAUAUUCCUGGCAGUAAAUAUUAUUUUGCACCUCAAAUAUAUGUCACUGUUAUUGCAUACAUUCCUAGUUGCUCUGUUACUCUGCCUCAAGUUUUAAUACAGGGUUGGAUUUUGACAAAGGAAAAUGUAAAUAAUUUGUUGGACAUUCUUCACAAAAAAUUGAUUCUUAUGUGUAAUUUAGUUGUCAAAGCUUCUGUUGCUCUUCAAGAGGAGGAGUUGAAAUUUAUGAUGCCACAAGAUGCCAAUGGUUCUAUUAUUGAUGGAGCGAUUGAUAGUAACAAGAUGAUUAAAAAAAUUCUUGAUUUAUCUGCUGAUGUCAGUAGUAUAAAAUUAAUCCAAUAUGGUAUUCUUGCCUUACAGCUGCUCCCAGAAAACAGUAGUGCUGGAAUCAUUGUUGUUACUGACGGUGUUUUAAAUUUUCCGAAUUGCAAAAGUUUAGAUUCUCUUUUAUCUCAGUUACGAAACAGCACCAUUGCGUGUUCUUUUUUGCAGUUGGGGAGCCCAUUUCAUCCUUUUUCUUGCUUUGGACGAAUUCCCUACAUUGAGCUGAUGGAAUUCAUAGCAACUGCAACUUGUGGUGCAUAUUUCCCAUCAACUAAAGAUUAUGAAGUAAAACUUACUGAUUCGUCAGAGAUGAACUCGUAUCAAAGGGCUUUACUUUUCUGGAGUUUUCAAAAAACUACAACAUCAUCAUUUGUUGAAGCUUUUGUGCCAUCUAAAGUUAAUAAGAAGUUUUGGCAUGUGGAAAACCCACAUUUUUACACAGUUCAUCACCAAUCAAGAGUAAGAAAAAAACACACUGAAGGAACAUUAAAAGUUAGCUUAGAAAAUCUGUUAUCCUGUCGUCUGAGAGAAGGUUACAGUGUAAAAAGUGUUUCUAUUGAUGAAGGUAAGAACACAGCUGAAGUAAAAUUGACUCUUCCUUGGAUGUUAAGCACCAGCAUUGAAUAUAUAAUCACUUGCAGUCCUGGCAGGAAAAACAGUUCUGAUAUGCUGAAUUGUCAUUUCGAAGUAAUUGUUGAUGGAUGCUAUGAAUUUCUACAUGAUGUAACUUGUUCUGAUAAACAGCCUAUUAAAAGUAUUUAUAGGAAAACUGUCAUCGCUCAGUUUUGGAAUUACAUAAAAAACCUAUCAAAUACUGACCACAUCUUAACCCAGCUGCAUUCCUUUGCUCAUAAUCCUGUCUAUUACACCAUUCCUGAAAGUAUUAAAAAUGGAGUGCCUUUAUUUUAUUUCCCAACAAAUUCUUCUUUGCCAGCUCUUUCUUCAAAAAAUUUAGCAAAGGAAUUUAUGCAGUUUACACAAUAUUGGAAAACUUUAUGCAUGCUGGAUAUAAACAUUUGGCAAAAAUGGAUGCAUGCCCAUAGAAUUGGUAUUAUUCUGCAACAUGACCCUCUACCCAAAAAUCUCCACCUUCCUAAUGCCAGCGGACGGUAUACACACAUUCAAUGUCGACAGGCAAAUACUGCUUUAAAUUCACUACUCAGUGAGGAUAGCUCAUUUGUGCUUGUUGAAAAUCAUUCCUACAUUAAACUCUUGUUUGAUGAUCCAGAUAAGCCACCAACAUCUUUUUAUGUCAUUAGAGUUACAAGCAAGCCACCUUGUGUUGUUAUAAGGCUUGCAUUUUUGGGAGGUUUACCUGGGAACCAAAGGUUUGAGAUUGUUAAUAAGCUGCGAGAAAAAAUAAUGAAUUUGAAGUUGAGCAAAAGAACAUCCACUAAAGAUUAUUCUCCUCAGUUUUUGAAAGGUUCAAAUUCUAGUUCCUCCGAGUUGCCCUGUUGUUUGUUUUUGAAGAAACCUGUUGAAAAAAUAUUAAUUAGGUAUGAAAAAUUACCCUCCAAUUUUCUGAUAUCUGUUUCUGAAAGCUUGAAUUUCACUAAAGGAGUUUCAUAUAAUCAAAAGCAAAUAGAUUCAUGCAUAUAUACAGAUGCUUUAAUAACUCUAAGCAAGUAUUUGUUGCAUCAAAGAUGGGUUUGGACUUUACAAUAUGAGAUGAAUGCUUCAUUAGAUUUGAAUUCUGCCUCAAAAAUUUUGUAUGCUCUAACGAGUGUCAGACUCCAAGAAGGAUUCCACUUCACUCAUUCUGGGCUAGGUAUUAUUUAUAUGGUUCAAGAAAUGCCGAUUGAGGUUCCAUAUGACAAUUCUUUGAAUGCUGACUCUAGUAUUAAAAAAGAAGAAAAUAGCUGCACAAUUCAAUACAUAAUUUUCCCCCCUCAUACGAAUACUACAGUGAAAGAUAGUAUAUCAGAAGAAGAUGAUACUGAACUAACUGAAGCUGAUGGGGAAUUACAGUUGAUUACCGAGUGUUGGAUAGAGCCUCAAUGUGGUAUUACAAAAUUCUCAUCUCAUCCAAGCUAUUUGAAUAAGCUCAAAUUUGAAGAAAUUCCUAAAGCUAUUCACUGCAGAGAUAUUGACAUUGUUACAGUGCUAACUACUUUUGAACAUCUUUGCAACCUUUGUAAGAAAACUACAAACAAGUCAGAUACUAUUGAGGUUUCAGCAGAAAGCAAUAAUUCCUUCCAUAUUAAUGUCCAAUCUGUUGCCAAAAGCGGAAAACCAUCUGACUCAAAUAUGAGUGGAACUCAUGUUAUACCAUAUGCAUUUUCUAUCAUAAGUCUUUUGCCCAAAAGUCCCCAGACUGAAAUCACUUUUUCUUCUCUCCAUACAAGUCAGAAUGCUUUGAUUGAAGAAGCAAGUGAUCCUAACUGUGUGUUUUAUGAGUUCCUUUUGGGUAACAUUCGCAAAGUGCAUGAUAGGGAGAUAUUGCUCAAUGCAGAAGAUUCUCUUGCAUUACUCUUUCAAGUACACCAUAGAGAGAGAAAUGAAAUUUUAAACCCCCCUGUACCGUUUCGACACCCAGACUUCUGCUUCUCAACAGUUAAGCCUAACCAAGGUUUUAUUCCUGAUUUAACUGAGUGUGAGUUUUGUUUUUGUCCCAUUCCUGAUCCGGCCGAACCUAAAUCACCAACCUUGACUAACCAAAUUUACGAUAAUAUACCGCAAUGGAAGUGCUAUAUAAAAGGGACUUCUUCAUCUCAUAUCUUGAUUACUUUAAUGCCGCAUAAUUUCCAAAGUAUUAAGAAACUUUACCAGCCACUGAAUGCACAGAAUGCUUCUUUAAAUCUUGAUCAGCAAGAUGAUAAUGAACUAUCAGAUGUUCCAGAAGCUGAGCAAGAGGAAGAAGAUGGACACCAACAAGAUGCUGGCACAUCAUAUGAACAUUCUGUCUGCAUUCCAUUCUAUGUGUAUAGCUGUGCUUCAAUCUCCAUCCUAAAUCAACUUAUUUACAAUGAUCUGGAGAUGAACAUGAGUGAUAAUUUUGAACAAUGCUUCUUUGAAUGUGAGUGCUGUAUUAAAAAACAUUCAAGUAUUUCUUCAGAACAAUCAGACACAAUCAAUAAACGUGUCUCUGAAUCAUCUGACUGCAAUAAAAGAUCCAUUAAAGCAAUGGAAGCCUUAGUUUUAAAGGAACACUGUAUUCUUAUGGAAAAGUCGUUUUCAAAGGCAUUUGCUUAUGGAGUUUAUAGAUCAUUGGUGUCUGGUUUAAAUGUGAACAAGCAUGAUGCAAUUGCUGCCAUUGAUGAGAUCUGUGAAGAAACUUUGCUAGAAAUUGAUAUUACUGAGUUUGUUUUUAUGAUAUGUGGCCAUGUUAAAGAUUUCAUUGCUAAGCAAUGUGUACGUCAGUUGCGACUUUCUCAAGAAAGUUAUGAGGACAAAGUUGUUAGUGAAUGUAAAAUGAGUGAAGAAAGUGAAGUUGCCACAGAAGAUAUUCAAAAUGAAACCGAGAGAGCUUUGGAAAAUAUCCUAUUCCCGUUCAGUGUCUUAGAGAAACAUCAACCUUGUGAGAACUUGCAACAGAAGCAUUUGAGCAUAAAAGAAAGAUUUUUAUCUAUCAUUAUGAGUUUCUUCAAAACAAUUCCUCAAAGACCUGACUAUUAUUUCUUCAAUCCUGUUGAAGAGGAAUCAGAUGAGAACUCUUUGAAUGAUGCAAAUGAAAGUCAGGAUGACAUUGUAUUUGAAAAAGAUGCUUCUGCAGAUGGAGAAACUCUUGGUGAUGGAGAUACAGAAAAAAAUACCAAUUUAUGUGAGGAUGAAUUAAAUAGCAAUCAAAGCUUUUUGCAUACUGAAUCAUCAGUUUCUUCUCUUGAAAAGGAUUCAGAAAUUUGUUCUGUUAAAGAAAACGAAAAUUACCCUCCUUUAUUUGUGCACUUUUCAUGUUCAGUUCGUAUAGCGAAACAAGAGAUGAAAAGUUAUCCUUUGACAGCGCUCCCAACUUGUCUUAAUGAAGUAAUAAAAUGUUUAGAUCCUGAAAGAAGUGAAGUAAACUUGGAUGACAUGAGAAUUACUUUAGAUAUGUUUUGUUUGACUGUUCCUGAUGAUAUUGAAAACCCAGAGGCCACUAGACAUCGUGUGUAUUCCACAUCUUACAGCAGUAAUUCUCCAAUACCAGAAGCAGAGUUAUAUGCAAAACAGCCCAUUCAAGAUGAUGUGGAAAGCACCUGCUCAGAUAUUCAAACUGACACUAUUCAGGCUAGUACUCUGGCUAGUUUACCUGCACGUCAGCAUGAAGCUGUACAUAAGUGUGUUGAAAAAAUAAAAUGGCUUUUACAAGAUGAAAAAGCAUCUGUUGCUUUAAGCUCAUAUCCUAUAACAAGUGAUAUUUUAAGUAUGGUAAUCAAUCAUGUAAAGUCUUCAAAAGAUAAAUUGUGCUGUCUUAUUAAAGAAGUUCCUCUCAUGUUUGUGUAUGGACCUGAUAGUAGUUUGGAAAAAUUUUCUCAAGCAUUCAAAAGAAUUUCUCCAUCAGGUUUUGGAUUAAAAGAACUAGAUGGAAAAUUUUACCUUGUUCUUGACUCUGAAUUUUCAAGAAAAGUGCAUAAUCCUUUUGAUUCCUUAGUACCUCCUCUUGUGUUGAUUGAUACUGAUCAGAUUACGAAAAUGAAAAAUCCAGAAGCUGAUGAUCCCACACAACUUCAGUUGAUAGGAGAAAAGAUAAGGGAUGGUCCCGUCUUCACUGACAUGGAUUUUUCUUACUUUUCUCAAUAUCCAAAAAUAGAUGAUUUGAUGGAUGACAACAAUGAUAGUGAAGGAACCAAAAGUGAUGCGAUUUACAAGCUAAUAAUCGACAAAAGAGUGAAAAAUUUCCAAAAUAGAGAAGAUUCUGACACUGAUGAUGGUCAGCAAGUCCCCGAAAUCAAAAAGUAUUCAAGAAAAUCUUCAGGCUGUGGCAAAUCAAGUUCUUCUAUGAAUGCUGCUAAGCGAACUGAAUCUACUCCCACUCUUAGAACAGAGAGGAAACUGUCUAUAGCUAAGCGUCCGCAAACAGCUCCGGGACGCUAUUUUAACUCUGCUGAAGGAGAAAUAACAAAUGAUGAAGAGUUGGUUGAGCUGUCUAAUAAAGGGGAACAUAGACAUUCAAUUUGUGUUGCUGAAGUAUUGUUGUCUGAGACCAUAAAAACUAAACUUAGUAGUACACCAAAGGCAAAAAAUAUUGGUUUUAGUUCUCCAACUACUGCUUCAGAAUCAUUAGGUUCUGUUGUUACACCUGAUAUAAAAGGAGGAAUGGAUGAAAAGAUAUUUCAUUCUAGUAACACUGAAGAUGGUUAUGAUGGUGAUAGCAGUGACAAUGGCAGUGAAUGGGAUCGGACCAGUAAUGUAGAUUAUAGUAUAAGACCUUCUGUUCUACCAAAAUUUUGGAUUAUUAUGGAGAUUUUUAGAGAUAAAGUUAUGAUUUAUUUCCAUAUGAGAGAGAGGGAAGAGGAAAAUGAUGAAGUUUUUGAAGGCAAAUCUGUUUUAAAUGAUGUUGUAACAAUAGUGUCUAAUAUCUGUAAAGAAGUGAACCAAAUUUUGCUGCUUCAAUCUUUGUAUGAUACCAAAAUGUGUAACCAGCUUCUAGUUCCUGAAGAAAAUGAAGAUGUUUGGAAGAAUCGAGAUUUUACUGUCGAUAACAAUAGAACACUUACAAAUGAUGAUCCGGACAUUCUAUUUGACGAUCAAGACAAGUACUUAGAAGCAGCUCUAAAGUAUGAACCAGGGACAUUUGGUUGUCCUGUUGUGUGGGUUACUCAUUUUAAAUUGCAUCCUAGAUUGACAUCGGGACCAGCCAAUAGCUCUAAAUCAUGGGGUAUGCAAGCACUUAGAUCAGUGCUGAGUACAUUUGCAGUAAAUAACAGAGAGAACAUGUUUGUGUAUCAAGACAAUUUAGGAACUGUGUUUUAUUUAAGACUGUAUGAAGAAACUUGUGAUGAAAUUCAUCACUCUGAUGUCUCCAAAACAGAACAUAAUAUUUCCUUAACUGGAUCUUGCUCAUCUUUACCAUGCUUAAUUCCCAAGAAAACUGCAGAAUGUGAUCCUGAGGAUUUCCGCCCAAGAGUGAAUUCUGGAGCUUCAGAUGGCUAUCGUCAAGACUCUAUUUCCACUACAUCUGUAUCAAAAAAAGUACAAAAAUGUGUUACUCUUCGUGUUCAUGGCAUUGGGGAAGUUGGUUCUACUAUAAAAAAUGAUCUCGUAAAAGUUCUACAAAAUCGCUUGGAUGAAGGUGUGCUAGAUAUAAUGAAUAUGAUGUUGUCACGAAAUCCAUUGUGUAUGUUAAGUACCGAAGAUGUCCAGUUUAUACAAAAUCCAAGCAGCACACCAACUUAUGAGCUGUAUUUUACUUUACCAGUGAAGCUUUUAGGCCAUACCCAUUCUAUUCAAAUAUAUUUGCGCCAGAACUUACUUCAUUUUCUCCAUAAUCCUAAGUAUCAUGAUAGCAGGAAAGAAACUCAUUUCAAAGCUUAUUGGCAUGCAGUGGAAGAAUGGGGUUUAGUUGAUGAUAACGAUGUGUUCUUGUAUCAUUCUCAGCAAGCUUCUGGUCAUGCUGGGGGAAAAGGUAUUGCAUGUGUAGUUCUUUCCCUUGUUACUGGACAAGGGCAACCAUUUAACUAUGUGAAUAACAUUCCACCAAAUCCUAUGGCUUACCAAGAUGGCUUGUCAGAGACUGAAUUUGAAGACCUAACUUCAACUUCCAGUUAUAUUUUGAAACAAGAUAAAUCCCCAGGCCCUGUUGCUUUGAUCCGGUUUCAGAUCUGGAGUAUGGGUCGAGAUUGCUUGGAUUUAAUGAAAGAAAGAUUAAAAAGUGCUGUUCAACAUUCUCUUUGGGAUCUCCUUAUGGAAUAUAGAGCUCUCACUGCCCCCAUAUCUGAAUCUGCCAUUCUUGAAGAUUCUUCUUGUUACAGUGAACCUACAACUCCAAUCAGAGCCCGAAGAACUGGAGUAUCUGGAGUGAAUGCUGAAACCGCCCAAAAUAAAGACUCACCAGAGUCUUCAAUUAAAUUUCAUUCUUCAAAAGAAAUGUCGUCCUCAGUACCUGAUAUGUCUUCUAAAACACACUCUCCUCCUUCACUAGUUAAAGAAAUCACUGCUUUUAAAUUUUCCACUGGUCCUCAAUCUGCAAAGCCUGAAUUUCAUACCAAAUUGCCUAUUCAAUCAUCCUGUCCCAGUCCUGUCUCUCCAAUUGCAAACAAAUCAGACAAGCGAAACUUGAAUCUCAUGUACUAUAAAUCACUAAAUAGUUUUCUACGAUAUGGAAGUCAUAUAGGUUCUCCUUCUUUGUCAAAAUUUGAAUAUGAGCUUCCCUCAAGACAUGCUGUGAUUCUUAUUUUGAAAGAAAUUACAAAUUCAAUCAAACUGCUGCUAAGAGAUGCAUUUCCUCGUAUAUACAUUAAAAAAACAGAUGGUUUAAAUUCUGUUGAAUUUCUACCUUUUUGUCCUGAAGAGACUAUCACUUCAAAUGUGUGUGAGGAAAUUGAACCUGGAGUAGAAAGAUGUUUUAUUGUUAUUGGAAGAAAUGAAAAGCAGUGGAAAGCUUACAUGGGGCACACUGAUUUUUCUAAAUUCCAAGAAACUGGAAAUGAUAGUGUUAAAAUACAUCAGAAGUAUCAAACUCAUGUCUGUAACUCAAGGGGUAGCAUUGAUCUCAACAUAGAAUCUGUUCCUAGCUCUCCUACUUUUGCCAACAAAUCUGCCUCAUCAGGAUUAUCGGUCAGUCCCCAGCCAAAAUCUCCUGUGGCUACUGCAGCUGACAAUACUGUCCGUCCAGCUACCGCUUUUGUACCUCGUCAAAGGCUUUUUCUGAUGAUGGUUAAAGAUAAAAGUGCAACUCUGUUUUUGUACAAUUGCUCUCAAGACACUUCCCAGAAACUUUUGGUACAGAUAAAAAAGCUUAUUGCUUUUCAUCAGAAUAGGAAUUGCUUAUUAAGCAAUAUUAUGCUCCAGAAAUUAGGUAUAUUUUAUGGAUUAUCCAGUUUUAAUCGAACAGAUGUUGAAAAACCCAAGAAAGAUGAUAAAAAUGCAGCAAGAGAGUCUAUUGAUGAAUCUGUUGUUAAAUCAUAUGCUUACGUUGAUCAGUUAGUUAGCAAUCAAAUAUUCACAUCCUCUUCAAGGUCAUCUAGUUUAAGCACACCAAGAAAUGCAUACAUUGCAAAAAACCUUAAAAAUACCAAACCAACUGUACCUUUCCAUUUGAGUGAAUUCUCUAGAAUCAGAGAUCCUGUCUCUGCUCAUGGAAGACAGUUUUUAGAUACAAUAGCUGCACAAAGAAGAGGCAAAUAUCUUCAUGAUAUGCAAGUUUUGCACAAUUUAUGGAAUUCAAGAGGUUCAGGGCACCACUCAUUUGAUAAGGUUUUCAGUGAUCUAAAGUGCUUGGCUCGCUUGAGCCAUUAUUGUCUGACUCCUAUUUUGUUUAGCCCAUCUUGGCGAUCUAAAGUAGCUCCUGUGAGAGACCAUGCCUUGGAGCCUUUGGAACAAAAUUUGACUGGUUUCGAGAAACCUCCAGAACCUCAUGUUGUAUCAACUAGGUCACGCCAUAGCUCAGGUAGUAGUUUGAAAAGUACUGAUGCUCCAGGUAGUGCUGGUAGUCAAACAAGAACAAGGAGAUUCAGUGGAGCUACUUACCCUAGCUCAAAUCAAGGAUCUCCUAAACUCAGAACUAAAACACCAUCUGAAGAAACUUGGCAUGCCAUGGUCUGUCGCCAUUAUCUCCAAGAGUAUGUAACCUACAUGCAUACUAUGGGUUUUGUAUCCUUGCAAGCAUCUAAUCUAUCUGACCAAAGGCAUAGUGUAAUUGCAACUGAUGAUGAUAGGAUAUCUAGAUCUGACUCAUUUUCUCGCCAUCGAGGCCCUCCUGUAUUUUAUCUGAUUAAAUGUUUACUGGGUGGUUUACUAGUCUUUGAACUGGGAUUAAGUGACCCAUAUGCUUAUGGCCACCUCUACUCUCUAGAGUGUUCCAGAUUCAAAAGUUGUACUCCUAGGGUUUUGAAUUCUCAGUUCACAGCAGCCUUUUUAGAUGAGCUUGAUAAAAUAAAAUUUAACAUGCACCUACAUUCUUUUACAUAUGACUACCAUUUACGCACAAUACAUUCUUACAUAUCUGGUCAUCAGCUUAUUUUCCGUCAUGGUUACCACUUGACAAGUUUCUUAGAUGACUUCAUUAAAUAUUAUCAAAAAGUUCCUACUGGUGCACGUAAUUUAGUUUAUUCAGGAACUUUGACAAUAUCUGAUAUUAAUAGAUCUGGUGCACAGCUUUACAAUUAUAUUAUAAGUCAUAAUAAACUCUAUGGUAUGACUGUUCUAAGAAUGGUUCCUGUAUCUUUUGAUAGCUCCAGUAUUGACACUGAAUUUGCUUUGGUUGAGCUCUUAACUCAAAAAGCCUCCUACAAGGAUGCUAAUGAUGUAUGCCAGAUCGGCAGUUUCGAUGUUGGCCUUCUCAUUAACCUUAACACUUCAGAACCAGUACCUGACCCUAGCUCAUUAGUCCUCAAUUUCUACAUCAUACUCACAAGUCAGAGGGAUCUGUAUCCGAAGUUAUCCAAUCUGCAAGCAGCAUUUCACGGCUCAUUCCAGACCGUAAGGUUUGGCUCUGCUUUAACGUCCAGUGGAAUUUUGUCUAGAAAAGUCAGUUAUGCAUCGAUAGCGAAUGAGAAAGACAAGUUUGAUUCCAGUGGGGAAGAAUCCAUUUGCUCCACCAGUUCUAGGUCAAAGAAGACAUCAGUUCGUAGCAUGUGUGAUGAAGAUGUAAUGUAUCUAGGAUACUACAGCAGCCAAGAAACGAUGAUGCAGCAAGUAAUAAACCAACAAGCAGCAGCAACUCGAGAUCAUCUUGAAGCUGUUGUCAAGAGAGCUUCUGUCCACUGUCGAAGAGAUCAUUUAUGGAGUUUUCUUUUGCUCAGAUCGCUCAAAGAGGAAAACAACAGUAAAGAUCAUGGCGUACCUACUGGAUCCUUUUCUGAGUUUGCAGAGCUCUUGGGAUUGGUGACGAUUAUUCCUUUAAAUGAUUACGAUGAAAAACUAACUCCUUUCAUGAAUAUGCAUAUAUCAUGGUAUACCACUUUAGCACCUGUUCUAAUGUCAAAGUAUGCCGAUAACCAUAGGCAAUUUUUAUCAUCUGACGGUAGCUCUAUGUAUGUUAUUGUAACUAAUACAUCUUGUCCUGAUACUUUUAUGCUGUUGACAAUUGAUGCCCGUUUAAAUCGAACAGAACUGAGUCUAGUCCUUAGAGAACCUUCAACUGACUUAUAUGUCAUAGAAGAUAAGCCAAAUCAACGAGUUACUGCAAUUCAAUCCCUUGUUGAAGGAUUUGUGAAUGUAUUAAGUUUUCAUUUAUGGACUUGCAUGUUAUCUGCUCAAUAGAUGUUUUUAUGUUUCUAAUGAAUCUGGUAAAAUUAGUUGUAAAUAAUCAAAAACAUAUUUUUCUACAUCUAUUCUUUUACUAGGCUACUAUCUGCUCUUAAAGUAUCCACAAAUCUAUCUCAUACUGGUUCAAAUAGUGAGUGAUGAUAUCUGAUAUUUGAACUAAUAUUUUUAAUAGUUUUUGACUGUGAUUUGUAGUGUUUUUAUGUUUAUUUGAUAAUAAAUUUUAUUUAUUAUAAUUUGAUUAUUGAUUAGACAUGUUUCUAUUUGUGUAAGUAGUAAAAUAUUUCUUUUUCAUUUGUACAAAACUUUAAUAGAUUAAAAAAUAUUUUUUUAUUGCCUUAAUAAAUAAAAUUACACUCAUUUUGUAAAAACAUUAAAGUGUUUUAUUAAUUUCAUUCAAGUUAAUUGUUACUCUUACUUACUGCUCUUAUAAAUUUUUUUUUCAAUUAUUUCAAUUUUGUUUGAAGGAAAGGAAACUGAGUUUGUUUAUUAUAUUCAGUUUAAACAUAGGUUCUGAAAACUUUAUAUAUCUAUAUAUUUUUGUCUCAAUAUUUGACAUAUAUUUUUGUCUCAAUUUUUGUCUCAAUAUUUUUUUGUCUACUAUGUCUCAAAUAAAUUAAUGAAUUUAUUUAAGAUUGAUUGCAAAAUAUUCUAAUUGAUUGUAUAGAUUUUGGCUACAGCCUGUACAAAAUUGAAAUACUUUUUCAAUUGGAAAUGUGUUUGUUUGUUCCUAUUUACUGUAUAUUUUAUACUUGUAAAUAAAAAUUUAUUUAGUGUA